Molecule: messenger RNA, 1608 nt
Organism: Pimephales promelas (fathead minnow)
Lineage: Eukaryota; Metazoa; Chordata; Actinopteri; Cypriniformes; Leuciscidae
Gene: prkab1a
Product: protein kinase, AMP-activated, beta 1 non-catalytic subunit, a
Biological process (GO): signal transduction
Cellular component (GO): nucleotide-activated protein kinase complex; nucleus; cytoplasm
Molecular function (GO): protein kinase binding
Source: RefSeq, a predicted model, not a curated record
GUGGGCGGGGUGGUUGCGAGGAUGUACAGUGUGUUUGUGACGAUAAGCAACGUGAAUGAAAAAAUGACGAAAUAACUGUGAUCGAGGGCAAGUAGCGGUCGCGAAUCCAAUUCAUACAGUACUGCGCAAAAUAAUCAUUUCUAGUCCAACCAGCUGUCUGCUUACCCCCUGUGACCUCUUGGAAGGUUUUUAAGAGCACUAUGGGGAACACAAGCAGUGAGAGGGCAGGCAUGGGCCAGGAAAAGGCCCACAGAAGGGACAGUCGAGGAACUAAGGAAGGAGACCGUCCCAAAAUCCUAAUGGACAGCCCAGAAGAUGCCGAUAUUUUUCAUGGGGAGGACAUCAAAGCACCAUUAGUAAAAGAGGAAUUCAUUGACUGGAGAGCAGACCUGGACACCAGUGAAAAGGUUCUCACUUUAGAUCGACCCACUGUGUUUCGGUGGACAGGAGCUGGAAGAGAAGUCUAUAUUUCUGGCUCUUUUAAUAAUUGGACCAAUAAGAUUCCUUUGAUUAGGAGUCAAAACAACUUUGUGGCGAUUGUGGAUUUGCCUGAGGGUGAACACCAGUAUAAAUUCUUUGUGGAUGGACAGUGGACACAUGACCCAACAGAGCCUGUCGUGACCAACCAGCUCGGCACGGUCAACAACAUCAUCCAGGUGAAGAAGACAGACUUUGAGGUGUUCGAUGCACUCAUGGUGGAUUCACAGAAAUGCUCUGACAUAUCAGACCUGUCCAGCUCUCCUCCUGGGCCAUACCAUCAGGACUCUUACGUCCCCAAACAGGAGGAGAAAUUCAAAUCUCCCCCCAUCCUGCCCCCUCAUCUGUUACAGGUCAUACUCAAUAAGGACACAGGCAUCUCAUGUGAUCCAGCUCUGCUCCCUGAGCCCAAUCACGUCAUGCUUAAUCACCUGUAUGCUCUGUCCAUUAAGGAUGGCGUAAUGGUUCUGAGUGCCACCCACCGGUAUAAGAAGAAAUAUGUCACAACCCUGCUGUACAAGCCAAUCUGAGAAACAUGGCCGUUUCAAACGCUCAAUUUAUAUGACCUCUGAUCUUAUAUCAGUAUGUAUUAUUGUAAAUAGGGAUGUACAGAAAUGCACUUUAGAGAAAGAGCCCUACCCUCUGGUACAGGUUGGUACACUUUUUAAAACCAUUACUUAGUGGAACUGGGCCAAAAUGACUGAAUCUAAACCAGUAUUUGGAUAAGAGGUGUUCUUGAAUGUGAAAAUUAGUGUAAAUAGAGCUUGACAUACUCAUUAUUUUGUUUAGUACAGUGUUAAAACAAAUGACAUAGCUGUGUAGAUAAAUAUUAAUAUAUUAUUAGGAAGCUUAUUGAUUUUCGGCCAGAAAAAGGCCUGUUAUUAGCAGUUUUAGCAGUCAGAGACCCUAAUGUAGAAAAACUGAUGGGUUGAAGAAACUGUUUCACUCAAGAAACUAAUGAAAUUUUUUUUUUCAAUUUCAUGAAAAAAUGUAUCUUUUUACAUCCAUCUUUUAAUCUUCUACAAAGAUUAGAACAGAGCAAAAUAAUUAUUCCAAACAUCUUGAUUUAACUUUUAAUCUGUGUUAUGUUCUCUGAAAUUAAAUAUCACUUUUAAUAAAUGAUUCCACCAA